AUGCCAAUUCUAAUCUUCGGAGACUCAGCGAAGCAUAGUGUGGGCGAUGACUGGGCCAAAUGGUUGACGCGAAACAGCCCCCAGCCCCCGCCCCCAGCCCCCAGGGCCAAUGCCGCCGGUCAACUGGCUCAGUUCGCGUUUCACCUGAAGGGCGAGCCGGUUGACGGCGGUCAAUGGACAGACAUCGGAGCCGAAGUCAACGGUACCUUAGAGGUCCCGGCGAUCACCGCCCCGCCCCGCCCGGCGAUGAAGUCAAAGGCGAGCACGGACGGAUUCUACUCGUCCGGUGGACGUGAGGGGCAGACGGAAAAUCCCGAGGACGAAGUCCCGGCGAUUCGAUCACGCCCUCCCUCGCUCGCCUUGCUUUGGGCGAUGGCGCAGGAAGAAAAGAAGAAGAAGAAGAAGCAGAGUGAUUGA
Molecule: messenger RNA, 417 nt
Organism: Marchantia polymorpha subsp. ruderalis
Lineage: Eukaryota; Viridiplantae; Streptophyta; Marchantiopsida; Marchantiales; Marchantiaceae
Source: the annotation of a GenBank genome assembly